Entelurus aequoreus (snake pipefish) is the source of this 5948-nucleotide messenger RNA. RefSeq names its product guanine nucleotide binding protein (G protein), alpha 11b (Gq class) (gene gna11b). Gene Ontology annotation, cellular component: heterotrimeric G-protein complex. Gene Ontology annotation, biological process: adenylate cyclase-modulating G protein-coupled receptor signaling pathway; action potential; phospholipase C-activating dopamine receptor signaling pathway. The transcript has 7 exons. NCBI's taxonomy places the organism in Eukaryota, Metazoa, Chordata, Actinopteri, Syngnathiformes, Syngnathidae. The record is from RefSeq and is a predicted model, not a curated record. Gene Ontology annotation, molecular function: G protein-coupled receptor binding; G-protein beta/gamma-subunit complex binding; GTPase activity. Bases 861 to 1940 code for a protein of 359 amino acids.
GCUGUCACUCAGCAUCUCCUCCCCCUGCCAAUGCAUCAGGCUGCUGCUGGUGGAUGUGCAGCACACCGCCUUCUUCCAUCCAGCGACGAGCCAGCCGCGGCGCCUUUAACCAGAAAAAAAACCGGCUAAUGUCUUAUCCCGAAACCGUCAAAAUGACCCAGGGCGUGAUGGGGGUGCUGCCCCGCCAUCGCUAGCUAGCUCCGGUCUGACUCCGGUCCCUCCCGUUCCCUUCUCCACCCCCAAACCGGCAGAGAGAAGGCACCGCUGGGCUUGGCUAGGCUAACGUUUUUUUUUUUAAAUAUUUUUUUUAACUACAAGCGCGACUUUAUAGCUAACAUUUCCUUUCCCCCGGGCGUGAGCCUCUUGCUAGCCGGCUAGCACCGUCGGCUACACCGCGGUGAUAAGCGACGUUUUGUCGGCUCACGAAGAGGGUGAAAAAAAAGCCGAUUUAGUUUGUAUUUUGAACCCAGUGGUGGUUAUUAUUGUUAUUAUUGAGAAGAAGGAGACACGGUACUACCGCCACCUUGUCCGAGGAACAGGGCCACAAGUGGCGGCUUGAGCUCGGCUAGCAAAGCGGGACAAGUUGACAGCGAGGCCCCGGUUGUUGAAGCUUCCCCUCCCCCUUCCUCCGCCGCCGCCGCCGCCGCCACCUCCUCCUCCCCGGCCGGGUCCACUCGUCCCCGUCCCUGCGAGACCGCCCUGCUAGCCCUCCCUGCGCCUUUCCCCCUCGCCCGCCCGCCCGCCCGAGAUUUACAGAAUCGGCCGGGGCGGAGGAAAGCUGAAAAUCCGCCGGGGCGAGGCGAGUGUUUUUCUGGCUCCAAAAGCGGGACUGCCCCCUAAAAAAACGGCAAGACGGGAGGAUGACUCUGGAGUCCAUGAUGGCUUGCUGCCUGAGCGAGGAGGCGAAGGAGUCGAAGCGAAUCAAUGCCGAAAUUGACAAGCAACUUCGCCGAGACAAGCGAGAUUCCAGGAGGGAGCUGAAAUUACUUCUCCUCGGGACGGGCGAAAGCGGCAAGAGCACCUUUAUCAAGCAGAUGAGGAUCAUCCACGGCGCCGGUUACUCUGACGAGGACAAGAGGGGCUUUAUCAGGCUCGUUUACCAAAAUAUUUUCACCUCCAUGCAGGCCAUGAUCCGGGCCACAGAGAACCUAAAGAUCCCCUACAAAUUCGAACAGAACCGGUCUAACGCCAUGCUGGUGAAAGAAGUGGACAUCGAGAAGAUCAACGGCUUUGACCAACCUUACAUCGUAGCCAUCAAAACCCUGUGGGCCGACCCUGGCAUCCAAGAGGCCUACGACCGCCGCCGGGAGUACCAGCUCUCAGACUCGACUAAAUAUUAUCUUAGCGAUUUAGACCGUGUGACGGCGGACGGAUACGUCCCCACCCAGCAAGAUGUGCUCAGGGUCCGUGUUCCCACCACGGGCAUUAUUGAGUAUCCGUUUGAUCUGGAGAAUGUCAUCUUCAGGAUGGUGGAUGUCGGGGGUCAGAGGUCAGAGAGGAGGAAAUGGAUUCACUGCUUUGAGAACGUCACCUCCAUCAUGUUUCUUGUGGCGCUGAGCGAGUACGACCAGGUCCUGGUGGAGUCCGACAACGAGAACCGCAUGGAAGAGAGUAAAGCUCUGUUCAGGACGAUCAUCACCUACCCGUGGUUCCAGAACUCCUCCGUCAUCCUCUUCCUCAACAAGAAGGACCUGUUGGAGGAGAAGAUCUCAUACUCGCACCUGGUUGACUAUUUCCCAGAGUUUGAUGGCCCCCAGCGGGACGCGCAGGCGGCGCGGGAGUUCAUCCUGAAGAUGUUUGUGGACUUGAACCCCGACAGCGACAAGAUCAUCUACUCUCACUUCACGUGCGCCACGGACACCGAGAACAUCCGCUUUGUGUUUGCGGCCGUCAAAGACACCAUCCUGCAGCUCAACCUCAAAGAGUACAACCUGGUGUGAGCGAGGCGGCGCCGCUCCUGUCGCACAAAAAGGCACGCCACCUUUUUCAGAGUGCACUCAACUUUUGAGCACCAUGCCCACACUCUCACACACACACACACACGCCAACAAGUACACACACUCUUCCCACCGCGCACACUCACAACACACCCUUUUUUUGUUGUCGUCUCCAUCCAAGCGCAGCUCUUUCCAAAGCCGCCCCCCCCCCACCCCUCAUCCCUCCCGCCUCGACGGGCAUGGCAACUCUCACACGGUGACUGAAAAGGACGUCGGUGCUUAUUUUUCUGUGUUUGUGACACCCGUGUGUUCCCUUUUUUUGAGAUACGGAAGGACCCCCCCGCCACCCACUCACCCACCCACCCGGAACCAGGCUCCCGUGGCGCGCCGCCACCUGGGGGGGGAGGGGAUUGGAGAGGCUCGCAGGAGGAUUGGGCCUCCACCUCACGUCUCUGAAUGUACCCAGGUGUGAGCCUUGCAGUCGCAAAAAAAACAAAAACAAACAAACAAACAAAAAAAAGCUCUAAAUAGAACUGUGUAAUGCGGUGGAAAUAAAUACGUAACCACAUUUAAAACAUACACGAAAAGCACGAACGGGGGUGGGGGGGGGGGCAAGAAAAUGUGUUUUUAAUCGCUGUUUUUAACGGUAGAAAUUUGUCGCUACCAUUUAGCAAAUCAUGGCGAAAAGGAUAAAAUGUAUUUGAAGACAUUACAUAAGUAUUUUGCUUUUGAUUUAAUCGCACCGCUUCCCUCCUCCAGAUGUUUUCUGUAUGCAUUUAAAGCAGGGGUGUCCAAAGUAGGGACCGGGGGCCUUUUUUUUUUUUUUUUUCAUAUACUCACAUUGCAUUUAAUUUGGUAUUAAUAGGAUAUGUUAAAUGUUACAUUCAUUUGCAAAGCCAGGAUGUUGUGUUGACCCUGGAAGGAUCAAGAGUGCCCUCAGUGAAAACAUUUGGACACCCCUAAUGAUUUACAGGGACAAUCAUGUGACCCUCCCCCCGGCGCUUUUAUUCUGAAAAACACACAGCUCGUCAAAGUAAACACUAGUUUUGUCUUGAUAACGCCGUCCAGUCAGACGCUUCCUGACUUAUAUCAGGAUGUGCUUGUUUUUUUUGUUUUUUUAACUGUAUAGUCACUUUGUGUUAAAAACAAAACGACAAAAAAAAAUAAUUUGAUCGCUUGCUAUUUGAGUGGUGAGAGGGAAAGGGGCGGGGCUACAAUCCUUUCACUGACACUCUCUGACGUCUGCAAUUUUGUGUAUAUUUGUUUGUAAAUACAUAUACACGACACUGAUGUACAAAAAAAAUGCUCCGUGGUACACCAUCUUUGGCAACGACAACAAAAUAGAUAAAAGUAUCACGGGUUUGUUAGCUUAUUAUUAUUUUUUUCCAAUGCUAGUAUCGAAACUGUGAUCAUGUAUUUUGUUGACUUGAUUUAAGAGGACGUAAAAAAAAAAAAAAAUUACAAAAAAAAAAAGUAACAAACAGCAAUUUUCACGAUAUGGUGACAAUUUUAAGAGUAAUUUCUUUUAAUUUAUCUAAUUUAUGGACCAGGUUUGAAGGUGUUGAUAAUUUCGACUGCUUUUGAUGCUGUCAUGUGUUAUUAAUAACGCGCUCCCUUUUUUCUUUUUUUUUUCUCACGACGGAGCCUACUUGAGUCUGAACUGCUGUUAAAAAAAAAAAAGAAUAAUAAUAAUAAUGAAUGUCUGGUAUCAUAAGGACAGUAUAUUUUGCAUUCUAUUUGGGACAAUUCCAUUUGUACUUGGCCGCCAUGGCGUCUCCACCCAGCGUCAUUUUCUUUAGGAGCCGUCACCUUUUAUUUACAAAAAGAGAGUGUAUUUCCUCGAGGUUAUAUAUAAAUAUAUAGAGCGAGAGAGAGACAGCGCUGUAAUGCUUACAUAGACACAAUGUACAAAACAUAAGUGGAUUUUUUUCUAAUGUUGACUUGGAAAUCAAUGCUUGCUGUUUGUAAUUGAACUUUUUUUUUUUUUGCAUUGUUCUUUUCCAGUUAAUUGAGGCUUGCGUUGAUAGUGCCAGUGAAGUGCAUAUAUAUAUAUAUAUAUAUAUACAUAUGUAUGUGUAUAUAUAUAUAUAAUUUUUUUUCAAGUCAUCCUCAUUAAGGGCUAUCACAGUGGGGAGCAUUUGCAGCGUCCAUGCUUUUGUGCAGAAACGGACACGACUUGUGCGCGCGUUAGAAGAGGCGGGAUGUCAAUGCCAACCCCAAAAUGGUGUAUUUUCUGACCGUUUACACGCACUAAGCAGCUUUUUUUUAUCGCGUUUGACAGAUGAGGCCCUGGUGUUCUGCAGUGUUAUCCGCUAGGACCUCAUUUUACUUUCAAAACAAAACACUACAGCCACAAUAAGUAUUGCAUGUUUCCCAAUGUUGGCCUACUAAGUGUUGUCACCGUGUGGUAUGUUCAACACGAAAAUAAUGUGAUGUUUUUUGUUUUGUUUGCCUGUGUAUUAAUUAACCAUUUUCUUUUUGUGUCACUUUCCCACACUGGGGAAAACUCCCCAGCAGAUUUUACGGUAAAAAAAACAAACAGAAUUUUAAGGUAUAAAUAAAAUUUAUUUAUAAUUUGCAAUCAUGCGCUGUAAAAAACAAGGACCGUAGAUUUUACAGUAAAGAAAUGGCAGCUCAGUUGUCAGAAUUUUACUGUUAAACAGAGGCUCUAUUUUUUUAAAUUUACAGUAAUAUACUGUAGAAACAAGGACCGUAGAUUUUAUAGUAAAAAAAAAAAAGAUGCAGCUCAGUCGCCAUAAGUUAACGGUUGCGGUUUUUCAAUUCGUAGUAAUCCGAUCCUUGUCAAUUUUACAGUACAUUUCUGUCAAGUAAUGCCAUUUUUUUUUACUGUAAAAUCUUCUUUUUUUUUCAUAUAGUGCACCAAUCUUCCACUAGUCACAUUAUUUGAGUGGAAAGUCGUACAAAAUACCGCCGACGUUUCCGGACGUAGGGUGGCCCCCCCCUUCCCAUACGUAGAUCUCUCCCUUUGCGUGAAGAAGCGCAUAUAAGAUGCCAAAUAAUCUUACCACAAAUGUAUUCCUAGCCCCUUCCUGCUCCAUCACUGUUAAGAAUAUAAUGGCAAUUAUGCCCCCCCGGGACAUUCACAUUGUCUCCUGAGGCUUGUAGUGUUAGUGCUGGGCUGUACGGCAGUAUAAUGUGAGUGUAUGGCACACUCACUAGCUGUAUUGACACUGUACUGAUACCAAAUAUUGACGUUGGAGUCUGCGCGUCUCCCUCGUCGAAAAAGCCCUCAACGGCGGAGUGGUUGCAUAGAAGCUCCACAACAGUCACAAAGGCGGAAGAAGGCUGCAGCAAAGAUGGGUCCCCAAUUGUCUUGGUCUCAGUGCCAUUGGACCCUGGCCUUCUCUUUGCCGAGGACAGUGUGGUGGCUGUCUGUGCACCAGUCUCCCCACUUUAAAAGAUUCCCACGCACAGGCGUUCUCCUGAAGGCAAUCCCACCAACAGGAGGACAAUCGUACUCGUUUCGAGUGAUCGCCGACGACGACCAAAAAAUUGCGCAACACAUUUUUAAAACGUACCAAUCAAAUUAAAUUUGUUCGGAAAAAGUGCAAAUGUAUGUUUUCAUUAUGUUCCAACUAAAAAAAUUAAUUCUCAGUCAUUUGUUUUAGAACAAACAAAUAAAAAAAACAUCAACUCAAAUUCAAGUUUGAUUAAAAAAGUACAAAUUCAUGUUUUCAAUAUGUUAAAUUAGCUGUCUUGCACACACAAAAAUUCCGGUGCAUUUUAUUUUUUGACAAAACAUGCAUCAAAUUCAAUUUAAUCCAAGAGAAUAUAUAAUUUCGAAAUAAAUUCUGUUUAGGGCCCCAAUUUAGCCCUGCUUAAUCGAAGCAUUAGACACAAGCUUCCUAUUCUAAAAUUAAACAUAUAAAACUACUUUUAAUUCAUUUGUUGUACCAAUCCAGGCACCGUUUUAUGUUCUCCAGCAUCCAUUUGUCCAAAGUCUGUCGAUAUGAUGUGUGAUGUUUUUGUGUACGUUUGGGGGAAAUUGUG